AUGCAUCUCUUCCUUUCUGUGCUGUUAGUCAUUAAUGGGCUGCAUGUAAGUGUUCAGACCGCAGGAAGACGUUCUGCGCAAAGCGUCAACAGAUAUUACAGAUCGCGGCUGACUGUGUCCAAUGGGAUGAACUGGGGGUCGUGGGGGCUUAAGGACAUGUGUCCGAGUGGAACGUAUGCCGCAGGGUUCAGUCUGAAGGUUGGUGAACCUUCCUAUGGUUUUUGGGAUGAUAACAAAGGACUCACUGGGAUUCGUCUUCACUGUAUCCGCCCAUCGAGAGCCUCAUUGGGCUUAUAUGAGGACUACGCCUCAGUUCAGUCAGAAGUAGGAGGCUGGGGUCAGUGGACAGAAAUCAAAUGGUGUCCUUGUUGUUUCUUGACUGCUUUUCAGCUGAGAGUUGAAUCUUUCCAAGGAAUUGGAGACGACACGGCCGCAAACAACAUCAGAUUCAAAUGCAGUGGAGGGUCUUUGCUACACGGUGAUGGCACAAGCUGGGGCGAGUGGGGCGAAUGGGGCCCAACUUGUCAAGGAAGAGCGAUUUGUGGUAUCAAGACGCGGAUAGAAGAGCCGGGAAGUGGAGACAACACCGCUCUCAAUGACGCGCACAUGUACUGCUGUGAUUAAGAUGUGAAAGGACGACCUCAAGAACAGAGAGAAGAUCAAAUGGAUCAUAAUAAUUGAUUAUGAGUCUGAUGAACUAACAUGUCACCGUGUCAUGUAAUAGUUUAAUGUGCAGUCAGCAGGUCAUGACGGCUUACUAGACAUCCUCCCACUUAUUACACAGCUACUUACUAAUAAAUUAAUAAAUAGAUAU
Messenger RNA from Sinocyclocheilus anshuiensis, 814 nucleotides. RefSeq names its product vitelline membrane outer layer protein 1-like. The record is from RefSeq and is a predicted model, not a curated record. Lineage: Eukaryota; Metazoa; Chordata; Actinopteri; Cypriniformes; Cyprinidae. The coding region runs from base 1 to 624 and encodes 207 amino acids. The transcript is spliced from 5 exons.